AUGAGCAAAACUCACUCACAAGAACAUCACCACUCAGAUGAAAUAAGCGAUUCUCACAAUGCGACUAGGUCGAUAGUUUUAGUUCUCGCCCUAUCCCUUCAUCACAUCUUCGAAGGUCUAUCAAUAGGUCUCCAAAAAAGUUUCAGCAACGUUUGGCACGUAACUUUGGCAGUUCUGUGCCACGAGACGGCUAUAUGUUUUAGCUUAGGACUUCAAUUUUUCAAAACAGAUAGGAAAUUGACGAAAAAAGUUGCAGUGAUAUUAAUUAUUUCUGCUACAAUAAUGCCUCUUGGGAUUCUUAUAGGUGCGGCCAUUGUUGAGAUCGGUGAUCAUUCGAGUUUCAGCACCUGGCAGGAUCUCGUCAAUGGAAUUUUGCAGGCCCUAGCUUGUGGAACCUUUAUCUACGUGACAUUCUUUGAAAUAUUCUACGAACAACUUGGACACGGAAAGACGACGUUUUGUAAAAUAUUGCUGGUCAUUGUUGGCUUUGCCUUCAUCGCGUUAAUUGGCUUGCUGCCUGAAGAGGUCGAAAAUGUUGGAAACCCUACAAACGGUACCGGGACAUAA
Molecule: messenger RNA, 567 nt
Organism: Helobdella robusta
Lineage: Eukaryota; Metazoa; Annelida; Clitellata; Rhynchobdellida; Glossiphoniidae
Exons: 2
Coding region: 1-567 (188 amino acids)
Biological process (GO): zinc ion transmembrane transport
Cellular component (GO): plasma membrane
Molecular function (GO): zinc ion transmembrane transporter activity
Source: RefSeq, a predicted model, not a curated record